Varroa destructor (honeybee mite) is the source of this 2053-nucleotide messenger RNA. RefSeq names its product dolichyl-diphosphooligosaccharide--protein glycosyltransferase subunit TMEM258-like. NCBI's taxonomy places the organism in Eukaryota, Metazoa, Arthropoda, Arachnida, Mesostigmata, Varroidae. The record is from RefSeq and is a predicted model, not a curated record. Gene Ontology annotation, cellular component: oligosaccharyltransferase complex.
GAAACGGUAUUAGUUGAAUUACUUGCCUCUCCCUUCCAUUAACGAACGCGUUCCUCUUAUCGUCUGCUUAAGCUGAGAUGUGAUCUUCUAAUGCGGAGAUUGUGCAUUUUUAAUAUAGCAUAGAAUCUUAUCCAUUUGAUAUAGGUAGCUUUUCAGCAAGUUCGAAUCAACAGUUCGUUCUGCAUUCUGCAAAGGUCCGGGCUGGCUGCGCAAAGUCGCAUCUGUCGUUACACUUCAGAGCAACAGGCAGGAUCAUCCAUCAUCAACUAGUAUUUUCGGUCCGUCUUGUUCCACUGUCACUGAAAACAUAACGUUAGCUCCCGGCUGUGCAAGCGAAUCUAUUCCAGAGCAGCUCUACACACAUCGCAAUGGCUUCUGCCGGCUAUUUCGCGCUCGAGUCGAUGGCCAAGUAUGCCUCGCCAGUCUCUCCGGCGAUCUAUCCUCAUCUUUCAUUGGUAUUGAUGACGAUUGGCCUUUUCUUCACUGGGUGGUUCUUCGUCUAUGAGGUGGCCGCUACCAAGUACACGCGACAGCUGUACAAGGAGUUAGCUAUCGCCCUUUGCGCGGCAACGUUUCUCGGCUGCGGAAUUCUCUUUUUAUUACUACUUGUCGGCAUCUGGGUUUAAAGCGGACUAAAUGUAUUCGUGCGGUAUACGGAAGCUGUUGCAAUACACCAGCGAAGAACGCGAAUGGGACGAGCGUCAUCUUCUACCUUUAUAUAUAUUAUUGACGAUGUUUAAAUCAUCAUUAUGGUAACGACAUUUACGUAACAAGCAACAUGCCCCGACGACAGGCUAUUUGUUAUGGUGCACGAAUGAAUUCGUGAGAAUGGCUGAAAGCUAACCUAAUUGUAGUCGUGGGGCAAGAAAUCGAAUGUGAGCUCGCCUAAUUAAAUGGGUAGUGACGAAGUUCUCGACAUAAAAGAAGGUGGCUUGGCGCAGUGGGACAGCGGCGGAGAAGUCAUUCGCUUAUCUACCUAUAUAUAAAUAGGCAAAUAAUAUGAUACGAACCGUAAAAAAAUGAUUAAAAUAAAAGCUAAUUUUAAAGUAAAUAUGCUUAUUUUGUGUUGUAGGUUUUUUGUUACCUGUCUAUUUUAGGAAAUCACAAAUUCUUCCCAGAGUUACAUUCAAGGUUCCGGCCGGGUUGUCGUAUGUAUAGAUUUCAUCGGAUUGUGGAUGUCUAAAUUGCAAUUCGAAGUUUAUCAUAGAUGUUCGCACUGCACACCAUUUUUUGUGGGAACGGAUCAAUACGUUCUAAAAGUAUCAUUCUUGGACUGUUGUUUGAUUCUCGACAAGUAAAUUUUGUUACCUAAUUGUAUAUCCUAUGGCCCGCGCUAUGAAUAACCAGAAGAUUUUCAAACCACGGUUUGUGACACGGUAGCGUGGUGUAGUUACAGGGAUCAAUCCGAAAUCUUUUUGAGAAACUUACUUAAACGUAACAAGAUCUCGUUGAACUACACGCACACACAGUCCAAGUAUUGAAUACGACUAGGAGUUUAGGGGAUAAACUGGAUUAACUAAAGAGCAAUUUCAUCAGAGCAAGGACCAAUCGCCUUUACAUCCGCAUCGUUGUUCACUGCUAAAAACCUAUGUGACCUGCAGGUUUCCAGGAUCUUUUCAGAACACCAAGAUUUAAGAAGAGCAUAUACAGAGGUUCAUGAUAUAGUUGACACGUACCACAUGUAGGUUCGGAUUUCGCAGCUCCGUCACGAAACGAACAAUUUAAUCGGCAAGCUGUUCAUCUUCUUCAAAAAAUGAAUCAUGGUUUCUAUUGUUGCUGAUACUGUAAGUUCAUCAAAUGAUUGUACUUUAUGGAAAAGGAAAAUAUUCAACGCUGGAACGGUAGGAAGAGGGGCCAAUGUUCUCUGCUACUUGUGGCCAGAGUCUCCUAAAUGAGGGAAAGCAGCAUUAGUCUUUGCUAAAUUCGAAAUAAUAAAAGGAAAUUCCAGAGAGAAUUCUGACAUGCUACCCAACUUCGCUUGAUAUCAUGUAUGAAAAAAAUUAGUUUGAAUGAAUAUCGACGUAUUCCGUGCUUAGAAAUAGCAUAAUAGAAA